GAGACGACUGCAUCGGGGAAAUGCACUGUCGCGAGCUGCCGGUGCUUUCCUCCGACUCGUUUCUACAGUGAGAAAACCCCAGUCCUCUGGAAGACGUCUGCAAUGGCUCAGGACCGACUCGCAACAGUUUUAUCUCCAUGAACGACUACUGGUUGAUGAUUGGCCCCGUCGCUGUGGGUUAUCUCCUGUGGUGACUGCAGUUUCAAGAGUUUUCUCCUGUGAUUUUUCUCUGCCGUGCCGAUUCGUAGUCCAUCUUUUUCCCCUGAACGCGCACCACCGCUGCCAGGAUGGAGGACUCAUACGAUAACAGGACUUCCCUGGUUAAAGGGGCAAAGGACAUGGUGAAGGAGGCCAAGAGGCAUGCUAAGAAGAAGGUGAAUAAGGUGGUGGACAGAGCCUCAGAUGAGUAUUCGUCCCAUCACAACUACAACAGAUUUCAGGAUGAGGAGGACGAAGACGAGGACUUUUAUAGAAACCCACCCAGGCAGGAUGGUAAGGGCUACCAUGACAAUGAGGAGGGCUCCAGUGAUGCUACAGAAGGUCAUGACGACGAGGAUGAGAUCUACGAGGGCGAAUACCAGGGGAUACCCUCUGCAGCGGACAGAAAGCAUAAAGAGGGGCAAGUGGCGCUUGGUCAACCCAUCUCUGAUGCCUCCAGGGACCGAAAGGAGCUGGAGCAGGAGAGACAAGCUGAUGAAGAAGAGCUGGCUCAGCAAUACGAGCUGAUCAUCCAAGAGUGUGGGCAUGGAAGGUUCCAGUGGCAGCUGUUCCUGGUGCUCGGGCUGGCACUCAUGUCUGACGGGGUGGAGGUUUUCGUUGUGGGCUUUGUGCUUCCUAGCGCCGAGACUGACAUGUGCGUUCCUGACUCCAGCUCCGGAUGGUUAGGAAGUAUUGUUUACCUGGGAAUGAUGGUGGGAGCCUUCUUUUGGGGUGGGAUGUCUGACAAAGUGGGUCGCAGACAGUGUCUCCUCAUCUGCAUGUCUACCAACGGCUUCUUCGCCUUCCUGUCCUCUUUCGUCCAAGGAUACGGCCUCUUUCUUCUCUGCCGCAUCAUAGCAGGAUUCGGGAUCGGAGGUGCUGUGCCCAUAGUGUUCUCCUUCUUUUCAGAGGUGCUGUCUAGAGAGAAAAGAGGGGAACACCUGAGCUGGCUCUGCAUGUUCUGGAUGAUUGGAGAGAUCUAUGCGUCUGCCAUGGCCUGGGCCAUCAUACCCCAUUAUGGUUGGAGUUUCAGUAUGGGCUCAGCAUACCAGUUCCACAGUUGGCGGGUGUUCGUGGUCGUCUGUGCCCUGCCCUGCGUCUGUGCAGUGGUGGCUCUAACCUUCAUGCCAGAAAGCCCCCGAUUUUACCUUGAGGUGGGGAAGCACGAUGAAGCCUGGAUGAUCCUCAAACAGAUCCACGACACCAACAUGAGAGCGCGUGGGCAGCCCGAGAAAGUCUUCACGGUUAACAGAAUCAAGAUCCCAAAGCAGCUGGAUGAGUUGGUGGAAAUGGAAUCAGAGUCUGGAAACCCUUUUUCUAAAGCUUUCUUCCGGAUAAAGGCUGAGGUUCGCGGGAUCUAUCUGAAUCUAAUGAAAUGCUUCAACUAUCCAAUGAGGGAGAACAUGAUGCGGCUGGCCGUGGUGUGGUUCACUUUGUCGUUCGGGUAUUAUGGUCUGUCAGUCUGGUUCCCCGAUGUCAUCAAGCACCUUCAGGCUGAUGAGUAUGCGUCAAAGGUUCAGAUCCACCGGAAUGAACAUAUCGAGGAUUUCACAUUCAAUUUCACGUUGGAGAACCAGAUACACAAAAAUAGUCUUUUCAUUAAUGAUCGGUUCAUCAAUAUGAAGCUGAAGUCGGUGACAUUCUAUAACUCAACAUUUCGUCACUGCUACUUCGAUGAUGUUACAUCAGUGGGGUCCUACUUCCAUCACUGCACUUUCAUCGAUACCUAUUUCUACAACACAGAUAUUGAUGAAACCAAGUUGUUAGACGGCACUGAGGUGAUCAACAGCACCUUCACCCACAACAAGACCGGAUGCCAGAUGACCUUUGAUGAUGACUACAGUGCUUACUGGGUCUACUUCAUCAACUUCCUGGGGACGUUGGCCGUCCUGCCUGGCAAUAUUGUCUCCGCCCUACUCAUGGACAAAAUAGGCCGUCUGUCCAUGUUAGGAGGCUCCAUGGUGUUGUCAGGCAUCAGCUGCUUCUUCCUUUGGUUUGGCACCAGUGAGUCCAUGAUGAUUUUCAUGUUGUGCCUUUACAAUGGCCUGAGCAUCUCUGCCUGGAAUUCCUUGGAUGUGGUCACGACUGAGUCCUUCCCAACUGCCCGCAGAGGAACAGGCUUCGGAUUCUGCAAUGCUCUGUGUAAGAUGGCUGCAGUCUUGGGGAACCUGAUCUUUGGCUCGCUGGUUGGCAUCACAAAGGCGAUACCAAUCCUCAUGGCCUCGUCCGUGCUUGUGGGCGGAGGCCUGGUGGGGCUGCGGUUGCCUGACACCAGGGCCAACGUUCUUAUGUAACACCAGCGUUUGAAAAUCCAGGAUCGAGCCAAGGAAGCAACGAGCAAGGAAUGCAAAUAGCUUCAGACAACAUAUCAAUAAUUCACAUAUAAAUGUCUGUCAGACAUGUUUCCACCAAGCUGUACAGUAAUACCUGCUCAGAUUUCCACUUUUUUUAGGUUCAAGAGAGAAAAAAAUGAAAUGAGCUAAAUAUUGAAACAGUCUUAUUAGGACGCAGCAGAUGGGCAGAAAAGUGAAAAACAAGUCGUAAUGAGCAUCACCAAUCUGUUGUGUGAUAACGAAGGGAAUAGAUGAUCAGACAGAGGCCACAGGAAACAGAUGCCAGCAGCUGGGUCGCCCACAUACCCGUAGACUCACAAGCCGAGACCCACGUCUGUAUGAAACAUCAGUAGGAUGGAAAUAAGGAUUUGAUCUGCUUUAUUAUAACUCAUUGACAACUAUUCAAGGUGUUAAAGAGGGAGAGGGACUUUCAAACUAAAUACAACAAUUGGGUAAAAUAAAAUUGUACUCUGCUUAUAUUCUCAAAGCUGGACAGAAGCAUCGGUCAGCACACAUAACUGUUGAUCAUGAUCUGGUUUGGAUGAGAUAUGUUUGCACGAAAGGUCAAUAGUUGACCACUUAACUCGGAAGCUUCACUUUCAAGUAAUGGUAUUUUUCCGCAAUUUGACUGAUAAAAUUAUGUUGUUGUUUUUUUUUAGUUCUUGUAGCUUCCCCCUUUCAGACGAAAGGCGUUUAAACACGGUUUGACUCCUCAGGGAAACGGUAAUAACAAUAGCGCGAGUACAACAAUGACAUUAUAUCAACAGAAAAAACUAUUUAUUGUGCAAGAGAUAAAUUAAAUAAUUCACUUCUAAGUGAAGCAUAUUAUCCUUAAAUGCCCUAGAAAUGGUCUUAAACAGGAAAUGCAUCUUGUUAUAGCUUAAAACAUGUCUUCGUAACAUUAACACUGAUGUGCAUUUGCACUUGUAGUUUUUGUCUUCUGCAGACAAUUUAAACAGAUGCCAAGCCUUUUGCAUUACCUGCAGUUCAGAGAAUAAAUAAAUGCCAUAUUUAAAAUAUCUGCAUUUUCUUGUCCUAAUAAUGUAAUGAUAUGCUCUUGCUUUCUGCUUUAUUGAUGGACGUUUUUUUUUUCCAAAUGUGUUUACCUCGCUUGACUGUGAGACCUUGUCAAACUACUUCUCUGUUGGUUGCUUGUGGCGGUGACUUUUGAUGACGAUGUCAUGUCAUGCUGCUGUCUUUUAAAAAUACUCAAUGGCCUUUUCUAAAUGUGCCUCUCCUCAACUCGAGCUGUCUGCCCAUAGUCAUGUUCACUGAUCCACCAUUAUUGGCGUAGAUCAGUAACGGAAAUCUGUGUGAAACCUUUAUGAGAAGACCAAUAGGGUUAGUUCAACAGUUUGUGGUGACUCCUGUUCUCUUGAGGUCCACAUGAGGGAGGUUUUCUCAAAAUGGCUGAAGAAAAAAAAGCUAAAACUGAGCUGUGCUAGCUAUGAAGUAGAGAGCCCUGAGGGGUGCAAUUACAUAUAGAAUAUGUCCAGAAAGAAAAGCAGUGAACUGCCAUUUGAGCAGUGAAAAUGGCUCAAAGUAACAGCAGAUUUCAGGCUGGCCAGCCACUUAAACGUGGGAUUGUUGAAUCCAGUUUCCUGUCCAAAAUGUUCUGGCCAGUUAUCAAGGGGGUCUAACAGAAGCUUAAGGUCUCAAAAAGACUUUCAGAUUGUCACCCCUGAAACUUGGAACAACAGCUUUGUAUAAAACUUCCAUGCUGUGAUAAUACGACGGGUGUUGGCAGCCAACCUUGUCCAAUGGUUUUGAAUAUUUCAUGUUUUGUUUUUAGAAUCCUUGGAAUGAAUUGCUGUCCUCGCAGCCCAAGUUUGUAAGUGUUCAGUUAUCAUUGACAGAACAAUCAUUGCUUGCAAGCAAAGCAGCGACACUCCUCCAGUAUUCGACAGAGCGUUUCAAGUUUCUUGAGUUUGUUGAUAGAGCUCUGACUUGAAACUCAAAUUGAAACUCAAACCACAUCACUACACAUACUAAGUAGUCAUGCUAAACUAUUGCGUCAAGACAAAUAUCAUCGGAUAAUAUCUUACAUUUCAAAUUACAUUUAAGAAAAAAAAAACCAAAAAUCAGUCCUGAGCUGAGAGCAUCGCUGAAGCAGGGAAGUAAAUUUUGGGUGAAUAAACGCUUAAGAUGCAUCAUAAGGCUCUAGCAUAUUUCUUGUAGCGCUACGAUGAUGAUGUUAUUGCGGGUGGUGUUUUGAAUGCUCCUCUUUUAGCUGCUGUGUAAUAAGAAAUAUAUUUAAAUUGCACCAGAGUAGCGCUCUAAAGUUUUGUUUUGUUCCUCUGUAAUGGUUAAAUCAGGCUAUUUUUUCAAUGUUGUGAUCGCAGGACAUCCUAACCACUACGCCGGUUGUGAGCCUGUGUUUGAAAGUUACACUUGAUGUGAAACAACCAUCAAUUAUUGAAGAACAAUGUGUCUGAAAUAUUGUGUGUUAAAGGUCAUUAUUUGUUCUUUGGUUUGAAUUCACUUUUAUUGCUUACAUAUGUGGGCCUGCAAGUGCAGUUCUGACUGUAAAUACUGUGCAUAAGAAGCUACUAUUGUAUAGGUGUUGGGUCAAGAUAUGUAUCAAAACUCAUCAGUUCCCUGUUUGUCCAAGUGAUAGCGCCAUUGACCGUAUCUCUGUCGUACAUUUGUGUGUCUCCCUGCUCUGAUGUGCGUGUGCGUGCGUGUGUGUAUGUGUGGGCGUAUGUGUGUGUAUAAACUUGCAUGUACUUAAUUUCUGUUCUGUGCUUAGUUUCGUGUUUAAGUGUGACUUACAAUUGCGAAAAACAAAGGCAAUAUUCAUAUUUUGUUCAGAAAAAAUGUGAAUGUAAGUUAUCUUCAUCCGAUUUAUGGAGGUGAUGAAAUGUAUGUGGAGUCUGUAUUGAUGUGAGAAUUACUGAAUGAGUUCAGAGGUUUUAAAAAAAUGUGCCAAAUGAAGCGGAGUGAGCUAUAUUUGGAAAUGGCAGGGACU
Synchiropus splendidus (mandarinfish) is the source of this 5499-nucleotide messenger RNA. RefSeq names its product synaptic vesicle glycoprotein 2Ca (gene sv2ca). Gene Ontology annotation, molecular function: transmembrane transporter activity. The transcript has 13 exons. Gene Ontology annotation, cellular component: membrane. The coding region runs from base 288 to 2492 and encodes 734 amino acids. Gene Ontology annotation, biological process: transmembrane transport; chemical synaptic transmission. The record is from RefSeq and is a predicted model, not a curated record. NCBI's taxonomy places the organism in Eukaryota, Metazoa, Chordata, Actinopteri, Syngnathiformes, Callionymidae.